Messenger RNA from Phytomonas sp. Hart1, 492 nucleotides. NCBI's taxonomy places the organism in Eukaryota, Euglenozoa, Kinetoplastea, Trypanosomatida, Trypanosomatidae. The record is from the annotation of a GenBank genome assembly.
AUGAACAAAGCGAAUCACUCUACUUUAGCAUGGCUUACGCACGUUUCUGAAAAUCCCUAUCGCUCUCAAGUGUUCUCCUGGUACCGAAAGUGUCUGAAAGCCGCCUUCACAGUUUCAUGGGAGAAAGAUGAGGACGCGUUAUACGUACUCGAGGAAACGCGGCGACUAUUCUAUCAGAAUCGCCAAAUUCUAGAAAUUGAGCGUAUCGAACGAAAACUUCGCGAGGUUGAAAUGCGUUAUGGAUUGGCAAUCCACUACACAAUCCCCUACCCCCGUCCUUUCAAUAAAACCCAAGGAUCGAUGGCGGACAGUGGAGCGUCCUACGCUGCCUACCUCGACUCCUCCUAUGAUCACGCUGUGAACCCGAUGGUGGGGUAUAUUCAAGAGGGUAGCAGGAACUACGGCGUGAUGGGGGGAGGUGUGAGCCAUUUGGAUGAUUACUUUGAAGAUGGUAUUGGGUCAGUGGAUAAGGUGGGGAGUGUGGGGCGAUAG